Molecule: messenger RNA, 1098 nt
Organism: Engraulis encrasicolus (European anchovy)
Lineage: Eukaryota; Metazoa; Chordata; Actinopteri; Clupeiformes; Engraulidae
Exons: 10
Coding region: 1-1098 (365 amino acids)
Biological process (GO): immune response; cellular response to lipopolysaccharide; negative regulation of T cell proliferation
Cellular component (GO): external side of plasma membrane
Source: RefSeq, a predicted model, not a curated record
AUGAUUUGUUUCCAACUCCAGGGUCCCUCUAGUCCACUUGCUGCCCAGCUGGGAGGGUCUGUCCUGCUGCCCUGUGCUGCUGAAUCCCCCCUGCCUCUGGAGGAGCUGGAGGUGGAGUGGAGAAGAGCAAACUCUGGUGCCCUGCUGCACCUCUUCCAGGAGGGAGAGGAGAGACCAGAGUCACAGGAUCAAGCAUACAGAGGACGAGUGGACUUCUUCCGUGUGGACAUGGCCAAGGGAAACUUCUCCAUACUUCUCAAGAAUGUUUCACAGGCAGACCCUGGAGUGUACAGCUGUAAGGUUUCUACUAAAAACGAGGCACACAACAUCACUGUUGAGCUUUCAAGGUUUGGUCUCUCCUCUCUGCAGAGCCUUGUCUUAGUCUUUUGUGCAGCAUCCUUUGUGAUCAGCAUUGUGGCUUUUGUCCACUUCAUGACUAGAGGGAUAAAUGGUGGUGUCUUUACAGUGCACAUCUUCCUCAUGUUUAGUCCACAUGUACUGCUUUUCAUCGCUUUCAUAAUCUGGGGAUCAGUUGGGGGUCUGUUGAGUGAAGCAGCCACAUGCUCUGUUGUCAACCUCACACGGAUUUUAUUGUUACUUUUGACUUCUCCAUACCUUGGUGAAUUUUUUGACUCUAUUCAAAAACUAAUAAGGAAUUUGAGUGUGAGUUUGGCACACACAAUCAUUGCUGUGGUUGUUUAUUCAGAUGCCUACCAUAAAAGAACAAUCUGGAUGUCUCAGGGCCUGCUCUCAGGCACUCAUAUUCAUAAACUGAGACUACGUUUCAGCUUUACAGCAACACUGUUCCUCAAUCUCUGUGGAAUCGCUACAGACAUUGUGUCAGCAUACAAAAUGCCAUGUAUGAAGUCCCGACCCAAUUCAGGGGAACCAUCAGAACAUAUCUGGACAUUUUUCGUCCUGGAGAUGAGCAGUGUCACACAGAUAGUAUUCCUCACGCUUCGAACUAAAGCAUACUCCCACGAAGUUAGGUCUGGGCUGAUUUGGCUCCCCCCCGCCAUGCCAGUUAUUGUGAUGCUGAUCCGGAGACUCGUAAAAAAACAGAAGCCGUGCUGCAAACCAUAUUGGGGACGUACGUAG